This is a messenger RNA of Xenia sp. Carnegie-2017, 3348 nucleotides long. Its product is annotated as sphingosine 1-phosphate receptor 1-like. Gene Ontology annotation, biological process: G protein-coupled receptor signaling pathway. The record is from RefSeq and is a predicted model, not a curated record. Bases 1 to 855 code for a protein of 284 amino acids. The transcript has a single exon. Gene Ontology annotation, cellular component: membrane. Gene Ontology annotation, molecular function: G protein-coupled receptor activity. NCBI's taxonomy places the organism in Eukaryota, Metazoa, Cnidaria, Anthozoa, Malacalcyonacea, Xeniidae.
AUGAAUACGGAAGGAAAUCAAACAUUGAUGUCGUGUUCAGGAGUAAAAGCGCCGGAUGUUCUCCUUGUGAUGAUCGGUUUUGCAGCGGCAGUUCUGAACGUUUUGCUACUUUUAGUAAUGUACAAUGAACGCAAAAGGUUCUUUCGAACCAGAGUGUCAUUUCUAAUCGCUAACCUGGCUCUCGCCGACUGUCUAACAGGAAUGAUGUUGGUACUAGUCAUGGUUUUAAAAUUUGCUCAAAAAGACAAAACUUUGCAUGGUUUUCAGUUUCUUUUUUUAUGUGGAAGCAUUCAGUUGUCAUUCUAUACAUUAAUAUUCAUGUCUGUGGAUCGCCUAAUCGUGGCCAUAAAACCAAUGACGUGGUCAAACAUUCUCACGAAGAGAAAGACGAUUAUUGGAAUCAUUCUGAUAUGGGGCUUUGCAAUAGUUGGCAGUGUAGUUAUGAAAUACGCGACCACUAGACGUCUUUUGUUUCUGCUGUUUCUGGAAAUAAUUGUCCUUUCCUUCAUAUUCAUCCAUAUAGUCAUAUUUCUCGUGUUACGUCGACAAAGACGUAGUCUGAGUAACUCCGGCAGUUCAGCGGAUGUAUCUCAUGUGAUGGAUUUAUCUUUACAAGCAUGCCAUGCCCACAUCACCUCGAUUGUCCUCACUCUAAUGUUGGUUUUGAUCGUUACCUACAUGCCGUAUAUCGUCUUUUCCAACAUCAUUUUUGCUCGACAAGGAAGUGGAAUGUCACUUCUCGUGUACGACAGUGGUUUUCGUUAUGCACAAGCAUUUUCCUAUCUCAACUAUGCUGCAAAUCCUGUUGUUUACGCCUGGAGACUACGCGUGUAUCGCAGAGCCUUUUCUCGAUGAUUCUUAAAUUAACAUUGUAAAAUACUCCAGCUUGCGUAAUGGCAUAAGCGCAGCUGUAAAAUAUCCACCUAGGCACGUAUCAAAAACGCAGCAGCAGUUCAUUUGUUUCGCUCGACAUAUCUAUUAGUUUGCAAGACGUUGAAACAUUGAAUGAUUCCUUGUUGGCAAGAAUUGAUGUUCUGCCAAGGUCGACUCAAGCACUCAUCCAACCUUUCUACGCAGGCUAUCAACUGCGGCAGAGCUGCUUUAUCAUCACCUUCGAUCAUUUUAUCGAUGCCAACCUUUAAACAAGCACCGGCAUCGUCGAUCUCUUUCAAUCUUGCAGCAACGUCCAUUUCUUCUUUGCAAAAGGGGCAUUUGUAACGGAUUCGUUCACGUGAAACAACACGACGAUGACAUCGUCUGCAUUUCAAAAUGGGUACCAGACACUCCAAGUCGGCGUACAACGGCCAGGCUUCGAUACAAGCGGGACAGGAACAAGUGAAAUAGUACUGCUUUUUCAGUUCAGCCUGUCGUUCGGCAAGAGGAGUGACGGCUGAUACGUAACCAUAGUUAUCAAAAACUUCGUCACCUUUACGGACAGUUUGGAUUGCCCGCAUCACGCAUGUAUCCCCGUAGAAAUUGCGGGUCACACAGGGAUCACAUGAAUGGUUGAAGAGACUGAAUGUCGGAUAGAUAGCGGCAGCAAUUUCGAUGGUGUGAGAAUUGACCAAAUCUUUUUCUUUUUGAAUAAAUUCGGAUAUUUCGUGGGCAUUGCAGGGUAAAACCUGGAGCAUGCGCAGUAUGUGACUAGCAGCAAAAAGUACAUCGAAGUCAUCCUUUUGUUUAGUGGUGGGUGAACCAAAAUACCCAGAAGACGCUAGACAUUUGACCAGUAAAACAGCCAAAACUGAUCUACGAAACAGAUCACUUGUUGAACGAUCUUCAGUGUGGGCAACAAGAUUGUACACUUCAAAAUAACUAUUACCGUACGCAGGUUUUGUGAAUGAGCCAUCGCCUGAUAACUGUUCUUCAGGACGUUUAUCGUUUUUGAAUUUCUUUAACACCGGCCACGUCGUCUUCGUCAUGACACGAAGAGCGAGAAAGCCAAACUUUUCGACACCGCAAUUGGACAAGAAGUCAAGAUACUUGCACUCGUACUUGUGAUAAAGCCAGGCUGCUCUCUCGCAUGUCCGACUGCAGAAUGCGACUCGAGCACACUGACGACAUGGAAAUGAAGACAGCAGUCGCUUCAAACAAUGCUGACAGUGCGUCAAAUAGUUUUCACACAAAAGUACGGAUGCAUAAGGCUUCUCUAUGGCAACAACAUCACCAACUUUUAUUUCUUCUACUGCUUUGACCUGACGACCUUUCUCAUCAUCUGACGUCACCUCAACUUUGGAUGACAGACAAGGAAAAGUCUCAUUUUUAUCUCCUGUCACAGCAACCCCUAUUGUGCAGUCAAUGCGCUGUUCAAUAUUGUCACUAUGUUCGUCUUGCUGUUUCAAUACUUCUUUACUCCUAGUCAUCCACAUUUCCAAGGUUUUGCAAUGCCCAUUGUACUUUUCUUUUGAAAGAUUGGACAUUGAAAGCAGCUCGUGAGCUUUGUUAAAGUUCUCAAAGGCUUUCAAUGGUUCAUGCAUGAAGAAGUGACAUUUUCCUUGCCUUUCAAACAGUUUAUACUUUAAAGUGUUCGGAUAACCAUAAGCUAAUGCCAGAUUGAUAUCAAGCAGGCAUUGACUGUAUUGUUUCAUGUGGAUCAAGACAGCUGACCGAUUUGCCACUGCCAUGGAGAAUUCUGGCUCAUCUCCACACAGUGGAGCAAAAUUCACACUUUUGUUGUACAAGAUUAAAGCAUCUGAAAAUUUUUUGAGCUGAAACUUCUUGUUUCCAUCAUUCCUUGAUGAUACCGACUUUGUUUUACACUUGCCUUGAAACUUUUCCUUAAUCACAACUGCACUUUGAACACAGUCAAGUUGCCAAGUAAAGGAAACACGUUCGAGAUCUAAUUGAAGACUGGAGAACUGUUCUGACAUUUGGAUCAGUUGUCCUUCUUCCUUAAGUCUUCUAUAAAUAAUGCCAUACCACUCUUCCAUCAAACACUCCUCACUUUGGCUAUUUUUCCGGGAAAUCGUUAAACGUGGGACAAAUUCUAAAUAUGAAAGUAAUUACAAAAAUAUACGCUAUGUAACUAAUUCAAAUGAUAUUAAAUUGUAUUAACGUCUUUCAACAUGGGAUAAAUUCUAAAUAUGAAAGUCACUACUAAAAUAUACGCCAUGUAACUAAUUCAAAUGAUAUUAAAUUGUAUUAACGUUUUUCAACAUGGGAUAAAUUCUAAAUAUGAAAGUCACAACUAAAAUAUACGCUAUGUAACUAAUUCAAAUGAUAUUAAAUUGUAUUAACGUCUUUCAACAUGGGAUAAAUUCUAAAUAUGAAAGUCACUACUAAAAUAUACGCCAUGUAACUAAUUCAAAUGAUAUUAAAUUGUAUUAAUAAAUACGAUAUCGUGUCGAA